Anneissia japonica is the source of this 1225-nucleotide messenger RNA. RefSeq names its product 2-aminoethylphosphonate--pyruvate transaminase-like. Gene Ontology annotation, biological process: organic phosphonate catabolic process. Gene Ontology annotation, molecular function: 2-aminoethylphosphonate:pyruvate transaminase activity. The record is from RefSeq and is a predicted model, not a curated record. NCBI's taxonomy places the organism in Eukaryota, Metazoa, Echinodermata, Crinoidea, Comatulida, Comatulidae. The transcript has 7 exons. Bases 116 to 1225 code for a protein of 369 amino acids.
GGUUCAAAGAGUAUAGUUUGGUCAAAGUCAAACUAAAAACGCUACCGCCAAACCAGCUGAGCCACUGAGACUGAGAGCUCUUGCUUUACCAAAAAAAAAAAAAAAAAAAAAAAAAAUGUUGCCAUUAUUUAGAGUUGGUUUCAGAAGAGGGAUUCGAAUGUCUGUAUCCUCUUCGAUUCGGCCAGGGCUAAUUACUGCAAGUCGCUUAUAUAGUGAUAGUGUGGCUUGGACAAAGAAUAAAAAAGAUGAAGAAAAAAAGUUGUUUACUCCCGGCCCUCUUGGGGUCAGCAAGUCAACAAAAGAAGUGAUGUUACGGGACGUGGGAUCACGGGAUGCAGAAUUUAUAGAUACAGUUGCAGAAAUUAGACGCAGUUUGUUACGAAUUGCAGGUGUUGGUGAGGAAGACUAUACCUGUAUCCUAUUGCCAGGGAGUGGAACAUAUGCAGUGGAAUCAGUCAUUAGUUCUACAACACCUAAAACAAAUGAAAAGGUUUUAAUCUUGGCGAAUGGCUCGUAUGGUAAGCGAAUGGGUCUGAUCACAGCGGCCCAUGGACUAACGUGUCAUGUGGCCCAUUUACCGGAGGAACACCGGAUCAGACUUGGGACAGUAGAAGAGAUCUUGAGGAGCUCGUCUGAUUGGACGAAUGUAGCAGUUGUCCACUGUGAGACUAGUUCAGGUGCUCUAAACCAGGUGAACGAGAUUGGACACCUGGUGAAGAAGUACGCUCCAAAUUCAAGUUACUUCGUUGAUGCUAUGAGUAGUUUUGGUGCAAUUCCCUUGGAUAUUGCUGCCUCAAAUAUUGACUUUCUUGUCAGCUCUGCGAAUAAGUGUUUGGAAGGAGUGCCAGGAUUCUCCUACAUUAUUGCAAACAAGCAUUCUCUGUUGAAAUGUGAAGGCUGGGCUCGAGGUUUAAGUUUUGAUUUGUUGUCGCAAGUGAAAGAGCUGGAUAAGUCGGGACAGUUUCGCUUCACACCACCCACUCAUUCUAUCAUGGCUUUCAAGCAGGCUCUCAAAGAACUAGAAGAGGAGGGAGGUGUAGAAUGUAGGGCCCAGAGAUAUGCCAAGAAUAACCAGAUUAUUUCUGAAGGAAUGCACAUGAAGGGCUUUGAUGAGCUACUGAGCUCACAGGACAAAAGCAACAUCAUCUCAUCCUUCCAUUACCCACAACAUCCAAAUUUCAACUUCCAAGAAUUUUACCAUCGACUAAAUGAAAAAGGUGAAUAG